AUGUCCGGAAGCGACUUGACCGCGGAUGUCGAAAAGCAUCCCGUCAACAACUACUAUGAAGACAACUCCGGCACAGUUCCCGGCGAAACGUUUGAAUAUGGCGAUUCCUGGUACGCCAAAAUGCAGCGUUUUGCUGGCAAGCUCAACGUCGAACAGAGAGGUAUUGAGCGGGUGCCGGACAACGAGCGAACGGAUACGUCCUACUUGAACGUGGGAAGCAUGUGGCUCGCCGCCAACAUGGUCGUGACGUCGUUCGCUAUUGGCGUGCUCGGCCAAUCAGUCUUCCAAUGCGGUUUCGUCGACGGUAUCUUGACCGUUUUGUUCUUCAACUUGCUCGGUGUCUUGACCGUCUGCUUCUUCUCCAUCUUCGGCGCUCAAUUUGGUCUGCGCCAAAUGGUGGUCUCGCGUUUCUGGUUCGGCUGGUGGGGUGUCAAACUCAUCGCCGUCUUCAACGUCCUUGCUUGUAUUGGCUGGUCGUCUGCAAACUCGAUUGUCGGCGCCCAACUGAUCAACGCUGUCAACCAUGAUGUGCCUGGUGCUGCCGGAAUUGUCAUCAUUGCCAUCUGCACUCUAGUCAUCACCUUUUUCGGCUACAAGGUUGUUCACGCCUACGAAUUCUGGAGUUGGAUCCCUACCUUCAUCGUUUUCUUGAUCGUUUUGGGAGUGUUUGCUCAUUCCGGAGACUUCUACAAUAUCCCCAUGGGAGCUGGAAAGGCUGAAAUGGGCUCCGUCCUCUCGUUCGGCGCAACCGUCUACGGCUUCGCCACGGGCUGGACUAGCUAUGCAGCCGACUACACGGUCUAUCAACCCUCGAACCGCAGCCGAUUCUGGAUCUUCUUCUCGACUGCCAUCGGUCUGCUCUUCCCUCUGCUUUUCGUCGAGAUGCUCGGUGUCGCUGUCAUGACUGCCACUGAGAUCAACGGCGGUGACAACAAAUAUGCUGCUGGCUAUGCCGAGUCUGGUACUGGCGGUCUUUUGGGCGCUGUCCUCUUUGGACCCUUGGGUGGCUUUGGCAAGUUCUGCGUUGUUAUCCUGGCCUUGUCCAUCAUCGCCAACAACUGUCCCAACAUCUACUCCGUCGCUCUUACACUUAUGGUUUUGGCCCGCUGGACUCGCAAAGUCCCCCGAUUCAUCUACGUUAUCAUCGCUACCGGAGUAUAUAUCGCCAUCGCGAUUCCAGGCUACUCCCACUACGAAACCGUCCUGACGAAUUUCAUGGACUUUAUCGGCUACUGGCUCGCCAUCUACGAAGGUAUCGCCCUCACCGACCACUUUGUCUUCAAGCGCGGUUUUGGCGGAUACAAUCCCGACAUCUACGAUCAACCAGAUAAGCUUCCCCCCGGUAUCGCUGCCGUUUUCGCUUUUUGCUGCGGUAUUGCCGGUAUGGUUACUGGUAUGAGUCAGACUUGGUGGGUGGGACCUAUUGCUCUUUAUGCCGGCGAAGCUCCGUUUGGUGGAGACGUUGGAUUUGAAUUGGGCUUUGCUUUUGCUGCGUUUGCAUAUUUGAUUACUCGUCCUAUUGAGAUGAGGGUUUUUGGACGAUAGAUAAAUUUAUAUAAUGAGGAUUUGAUAGUUAGUUAAUAUAUGUUAUGACAUUUAUAAGG
Talaromyces stipitatus ATCC 10500 is the source of this 1604-nucleotide messenger RNA. RefSeq names its product purine-cytosine permease. Bases 1 to 1545 code for a protein of 514 amino acids. The transcript has 3 exons. Gene Ontology annotation, cellular component: fungal-type vacuole membrane; plasma membrane. Gene Ontology annotation, molecular function: transmembrane transporter activity. Gene Ontology annotation, biological process: transmembrane transport. Lineage: Eukaryota; Fungi; Ascomycota; Eurotiomycetes; Eurotiales; Trichocomaceae. The record is from RefSeq and is a predicted model, not a curated record.